Molecule: messenger RNA, 1014 nt
Organism: Effrenium voratum
Lineage: Eukaryota; Dinophyceae; Suessiales; Symbiodiniaceae
Source: the annotation of a GenBank genome assembly
AUGGCUUCUUUGAUGGACAUGGCCCGCAUUGCGGCGGCAGCUGCUCAGGCCCCAGCAGCCUUGCGAGCUCCAAGAGCUCGGCUGGGCAAAUGGGGAAAACGCAUGCGCCGCACAGCGCGAAUGCAUCAGCUGCGGCGGCAUCUGAAGCACAAGGCUGACAGUUUGAGACGUCAGGCCGUAGCUAACAACGCCGGCGGCCGGAGCAGAACCAUUGACCACCUGCUGCCCGUCGCAGAAGAUGGCCGCAGGGCCAAGCCGUCUGGCAAGGGAGGCUGGAAGAAGUGGACGCCUGAGGCGCUGUUGAGGGCAGCUUUUGCCAGCGAGAAUGCGGCGCUUCGCCAAGUUGCGCAAGAAGUUGAUGGAGCCAGCGCAGCGCAUGCGCGGAGAGCCAGGCUUUUUGUUGCUCAGCUAAUCGAGCAAACGCAGCGGGAAGGCAUGGACCGUGAGUGCCGCCAGAUGGCGCACGCUGCCACUGAGGCUGGACAGGGCCCUCUCUUCCACAUUCUAAACAAGCUAGAUGUCGCCCUGCACGGCCUUGGGCCUGGUACAUGGUCCAUUUUGGCAUCCCACGCGCAGAUCAGCGUGCGCGCAGCCGACCAGACCCGAGACUACGACAUCGUCCGCCCCCCUCAGGCCUUGCCAAACAAGACUGCGCCCUGCAUGUUUGGCGCGCUCUGUCAGAACCUGGGCGGCCUUUGGCCAACCUUGCAAGGAACGCUCAUUGUCCUGCCGCAGGAGCCCCCAGGCUUGCAAGCCGAGUGGUUAGCCGGCAGGCAGCACGCUGCCCAGUUUUUGGAGCUCGCCUUUGGCGCAGUUACUGAGAACAAGCGCCGGGCACGGCGGGCCCAGGAGUUCUUGGCCUUCUUCGCCGGGCCCUGGUCAGGACUGACCUGUGGGGGGUGUGUGCAUGCAAACGGUCGGGGGUGGUUGGGGGGGGCAUGUUCAGGCACACAACUUGCAGUGCAACUAACAUGGAAAAGGGGAAAUCUCAUGGAGAACCUACUGCUGCACUGA